UUUCUCACUAAGGAGAAGACCAAAACAUGGUGCACGUUUGCUAUUACCGCAACUAUGGAAAAACCUUCAAGGGCCCACGUCGUCCUUUCGAGAAGGAGCGUCUCGACUCUGAGCUGAAACUCGUCGGCGAGUACGGUCUCCGUAACAAGCGUGAGCUCUGGAGAGUGCAGUACUCUCUUAGCCGUAUCCGUAACGCCGCAAGAGAUCUUCUCACCCUCGACGAGAAGAACCCCAAGAGGAUCUUCGAAGGUGAAGCCCUUCUCCGUAAGAUGAACCGUUAUGGUCUUCUUGAUGAGAGCCAGAACAAGCUCGAUUACGUCUUGGCCUUGACUGUUGAGAAUUUCCUUGAGCGUCGUCUUCAGACUAUUGUGUUUAAGUCUGGUAUGGCUAAGUCUAUCCAUCACUCUCGUGUCCUCAUCAGGCAGAGGCAUAUCAGGGUUGGGAAGCAAUUGGUGAACAUUCCUUCGUUCAUGGUGAGACUUGACUCUCAGAAGCAUAUUGACUUUGCUUUGACCAGUCCCUUCGGUGGUGGCCGUCCCGGUAGAGUGAAGAGAAGGAAUGAGAAGUCUGCUUCCAAGAAAGCAUCUGGUGGUGAUGCAGAUGGUGAUGAUGAAGAGUAAACAAUCUGCCUUUUGAUCAUUUGUAGUCUGUUUUUUUUCCGGUGGAUUGUUUUAUGUUUUAUUUCGCUUUCUCCUAAGAUUGUCGAACCAUUUGCUUAUUGUUUACAAACAUCUUCUCUUCCAAAGUUUUGUCUUAUUCUUGAGUCUCUUUUAUGCUGAGAUCCCAAAAACAGCACAUAGUUUAAUAUUUCUAAUAGCCUAUUCUGGAAUGUGUCUAUUUGGGCUUAAACGAUUCUGUUUAAGCUAAGCCCAUAUACUAAACUAUC
Messenger RNA from Eruca vesicaria subsp. sativa (arugula), 886 nucleotides. Lineage: Eukaryota; Viridiplantae; Streptophyta; Magnoliopsida; Brassicales; Brassicaceae. The record is from the annotation of a GenBank genome assembly.